GGGAAGUGGUGGUUGUGUUUGGAAGCAGAGCUUGCCAAGCUGGACGACAAGAUGCUUCGCACCCCCAAGUGCUCUAGGUGCCGGAACCACGGCUAUCUGGUACCAGUCAAGGGCCACGCUGGCAAAUGCCGCUGGAAGCAGUGCAGCUGUGACAAGUGCUACCUGAUCACCGAGCGCCAGAAGAUCAUGGCUGCCCAGAAGGUGCUCAGGACCCAAGGUGCAGAGGAGCAGGUGCCUUCGGUGGGCAUACAGGGCCCCCAGCCGCCUCCUAGGGCUCCAGCCGCGGCUGCGGCGGCGGCCACCGCCUCGAGCUCCAGCAUUUGCCCACUGCCGAGGGCGGCUGUGGGAGGUGCUGGGCCAGGCCCCGCGGCCACCUGCUUCCUCGAGAGGUCCCCGCAGGCCCAGAGCCCAGGCCCGAGCGCCUUCCAGCUGGUCCCGAGUGGCCGCCCGGGCCCCAGCUCCUUCCAGCCUGGACCGGGGGCCCCCGGGGGACUGCACGACCGUCCCCCCGCGUGGCUGCCCCAGCUCAGGCCGCAGGCGCCCAGGCCCGAGCUUUGCUACCCGGAUCAGCACCUGCCAGUGCGGCCGGUGCCCCGACUGCCGUUCGCCGACUACGGGCAUCCUCUGAGAUUCAAGUCUGAUCAUGUGGUAGGAGCUGGGUACCCUGAGAGAGAGCCAUUCAAGCAGUGCCCUGCCUGCGUCCCUGUGCCACCCUACCAGCCCUUCCCACUCUCGGAAGGCCAGGAUUCAUCCUCUGCUCUGGGGGUCCCUCAACAAAGAGGCUUCCGGCAUGUCUCCUGCAGCCCCUACCAUGGAAGCGGCUUGGUGUCAGAGCCAGCCAGAGACCUGCAGCCAACCUAUUGCUCACCGAUGCCUCCGCCGCCGCCGCCUCCGCCGCCGCCGCCACCGCCACUACCACCUCCCCCAACCCAGCCACAGCAGCCGCACUUCCUCCCACCAGGCUUCCUCUCUGCUCUCCACUUCCUGCCACCGCCGCCACCGCCACCAUCUCCGCCAUCUUUCUCGCUGACCAUCCUGUAUGAUGCAGACAAGGAGCAUACCAAUGGCCAGGAUGCAGAAGCGCCCAGUGAGCCCAGCCAGCACUCUCCCCAGGAGCAGUCCAACUAAGCUGCAGGCCACCUGGAAGGUGGAAGGCCACCGGGUGGGGACGGGCAUAUAUAUAUGGCAGGGAUUAUUUUUUUUUCCACCAUGUUCAUGUUAUAUAGGGAGGAAGGAUACUGAUAGGUGUAAGAAGGCAGCUAAUUCCGACUUCAAGUUUAGAAGGAGAAAGGUGGCUUCCAAGGUUCUCUGGAUCCUGUGUGGGUGUUGAAGUGUGCAAAGGGAGAGUAUCUGGGCUGGGCAGGGCCUUUGAAGAGUGGGGGCUGGUGAAACACAAGUUUAGGAAUGAAUUUAACCAUCCUGAGUCAUGUAUGAAAUUCACUUCUAGAGGUGACCCCUGAUUUCCCCAAGCCUCACUCAGGACAGAAGGCACCAUCCAGUUCAGCCUUCUGCCCCCUUUGCCUGAACCCCAAGCCUGGGUACUGCAGACAUCAAGGCUUCCAGAUGAUGCAGGGCAGGUACCAGGGACUGCAAUGCUGACAGCAGGCUCUGCAGCAUUCCACCUUUACUCAAACACUGCCUCUUGUUCUCUUCCAGAGAAUGAGCGUCCUGAGGACUGAGCCACUUCAUUUCUCUGUGUAGCUCAAGCAAUGAUAGACAUCCUUUCUCAUUUAAAAAUGUAGAUUUUAGUAUCCAAUGUUUUUUAUGGUGGGGAACUCAUGGGCACUGAAGCAGUUCUCAGAGCAUAAAAUGGCAAUUUGUUCUCUGAGGACAGUUGAGUAUUAAAUAAAGUGAGCAUUAGAAA
Molecule: messenger RNA, 1864 nt
Organism: Mastomys coucha (southern multimammate mouse)
Lineage: Eukaryota; Metazoa; Chordata; Mammalia; Rodentia; Muridae
Gene: Dmrtb1
Product: DMRT like family B with proline rich C-terminal 1
Exons: 4
Coding region: 52-1128 (358 amino acids)
Biological process (GO): regulation of transcription by RNA polymerase II; sex differentiation; germ cell development
Cellular component (GO): nucleus
Molecular function (GO): DNA-binding transcription factor activity, RNA polymerase II-specific; RNA polymerase II cis-regulatory region sequence-specific DNA binding
Source: RefSeq, a predicted model, not a curated record